AUGACAAGUGUUGGUUCAGGUUAUGAUUUAUCAGUAUCUACUUUUUCACCGGAUGGUAAGAUCUUUCAAAUAGAGUAUGCCAACAAGGCAGUAGAGAACAGUGGUACUGUCGUUGCAAUUAGAGCUAAGGAUGGUGUUGUCAUUGGUGUCGAAAAGAUCAUUCCAUCAAAGAUGUUGGAAUCUACCUCAAACAGAAGAAUUCACUCUAUAGAUUUACACGUUGGAAUUGGUAUUGCUGGAUUUUUAACUGAUGCAAGACAAUUGGUUUUGAGAGCUCGUGAUGAAGCAAAACAAUACAAACAGGUAUAUGGUCAACCAAUUCCAAUUAAAGUAUUAUCACAACGUAUUGCUUCAUUCUGUCAUGCUUUCACAUUGUAUGGUAGUGUAAGACCAUUUGGUUGUUCGAUCACCGUAGUUGGUAUUGAUUCAUACGGACCACAACUUUUCUUAAUUGAACCAUCUGGAUCAUGUAUCGGAUAUUUCGGUACUGCUAUGGGUAAAGGUAAACAAGCAGCAAAGAAUGAAUUAGAAAAAGUAAAGUUUGCCGAUAUUACAUGCCGUGAGGCAAUCAAGUUGGUUUCUAAAAUUAUUUACUCUGUACAUGAUGAAGUAAAGGAUAAAGAUUUCGAAUUGGAGUUGAGUUGGAUCUCUACUGAAUCAAACAAUGUUCAUCAAAUGGUACCAGCACCAUUGAAGGACGAGGCUGAAACUUUGGCCAAGCAAGCUUUAGAAGAAGCAAAUAUGUAA
This is a messenger RNA of Heterostelium album PN500, 747 nucleotides long. RefSeq names its product proteasome subunit alpha (gene psmA3). Gene Ontology annotation, biological process: ubiquitin-dependent protein catabolic process. Gene Ontology annotation, cellular component: proteasome core complex; nucleus; proteasome core complex, alpha-subunit complex. Lineage: Eukaryota; Evosea; Eumycetozoa; Acytosteliales; Acytosteliaceae. The coding region runs from base 1 to 747 and encodes 248 amino acids. The record is from RefSeq and is a predicted model, not a curated record. The transcript is spliced from 6 exons.